Molecule: messenger RNA, 813 nt
Organism: Aureobasidium musti
Lineage: Eukaryota; Fungi; Ascomycota; Dothideomycetes; Dothideales; Saccotheciaceae
Source: the annotation of a GenBank genome assembly
AUGACUCAAUCAGAAGACUCGUCGUCGCUGACUAUUCUCAGCCUUGCUGAACCGCUGCUCUCCGCUGAUGACAGCACCGAUCGCCUCAGCAAANAAUCCCUGGACGCAGAGCUCGAGCACUACAAAGAUCUCUUCUCAAAACUGCGUUUUUCCUAUGUCGAACAAGUCACANAAGAGGGCUUCCUCAAGGCCAUUGUCGCCGAUCCACCUCAACUAGUCGAUGCUGCUGAGAACGCCCGUCUGGAACAACAUCUGGCUCAAGCAAAAGCCGCCCUCAAGGCCAAGAAGGAGUACACCAACCAGAAAGUCCACGAGCUGCAAGAAUUGGGAAGUCGUCUGGCACAAUGUAAUUCCUCCCUCUCGCCUUCUGCUGCACCAACUCUAACAACUUUCUCAGCCCAUGAGUUGAUCCAGCUGCAAACAACUCAACUGGAUGCCCUACCUACCGACAUACAGAAUCUCGAAACCACCAUCGCAAACCUCAAAGCUGCUCAAGAAACUCCUUCGUCCUUGCCUAUGCUCAACCUGCCUCUCCACUCGACAAACGAACUACUGUCAGACAAAGAAUCAGAGCUCGCCCGACUCGAUCGCGAAAUUGCACAACUACAAUCUACCCUGCCUGACAAGAAACGUCACGUCGCAUCCCUGAAGGCCGACCUCGAGCCUAUCGAAUCUCGCAAGCGCUCUGCCAUCGCAGACGCUCAGGAGGCUCAGAAAAAGCGAGGACAGCACGCUCUUGCUCAAGACCUUGAUGAGAGAGGGAAAUGGCUCAAAUCUGUCGAUUCUGGACUUCGCUUGAUGCUCGAGAUUUGA